Branchiostoma floridae (Florida lancelet) is the source of this 1362-nucleotide messenger RNA. RefSeq lists its product as uncharacterized. NCBI's taxonomy places the organism in Eukaryota, Metazoa, Chordata, Leptocardii, Amphioxiformes, Branchiostomatidae. The transcript is spliced from 2 exons. The record is from RefSeq and is a predicted model, not a curated record. Gene Ontology annotation, molecular function: nucleic acid binding; RNA-DNA hybrid ribonuclease activity. Bases 8 to 1285 code for a protein of 425 amino acids. Gene Ontology annotation, biological process: DNA replication, removal of RNA primer.
GGGCAUUAUGCCUAUUGACAUACAUCUAACAUGCCGGCAAGCACAAGCCUACUUGAGAAUGGCAACAAAACACACGGGGAACCCCAUAUAUGAUAAAAUAGCACAAGAAAGAUCCGAAGAGAAGAUCGGCACAACCCUACAUCUUCUCGAAACCAGGUUUAAAGAAAUGAAGGGGGAGAUAGAGGUCAGCACAGUAGACAAGGAAUGCUACUACGACUCCAGGCUACCCCCUUUCUCAGUGGGCAGAAUAACAGGAUCUUUCCUUCCCACCACAACAAACCCUGCCAACAAGGAGGAAGCCAAAGAGAAAGUAAAGCAAAUACUACACGAGAUGAAGAAAACACCAACCACGGUAGUUUUCACAGAUGGUUCAUCCUUAGGAAACCCCGGUCCAACAGGGUGUGCUGCGGUCAUCUACGAGCAGUGGGGAGUAACUGAACCUUACACAGUUAGAAAACCAGUAGCUGCAAAGUCCAACAACUACGAAGGAGAGUUGCAGGGGAUCUACCUAGCACUGAACACCCUACACAGAAGUCAAAGCAAAAGCAGAAGAAUCCUCAUACUCUGUGAUUGUAAAGCGGCCCUUGAGAACGUCAGCUCGUUACAACAGGCAGAAGCUUACAACGAUCUAGUGAAUGCAGCAAGACAGAGGCUCUUUGAAAUCCAACAGAAAGGACACAACAUACAAAUUGAAUGGUGCCCAGGCCACAUGGGGGUUGAAGGAAACGAGCUAGCAGACAUGCAAGCUAAGCUAGCUGCAGAAGAAGCUAAACACACAGAGAACAACACGACAUGGACUAAGCAACAAGCAAUGAAGCACAUAGAAGAACAAGCAGUAAAAAGAUGGCAAAGAAGAAGAGAAAACCAAACAACUAGCAGCCACAUGCAGAAAGCCAACACGAGUUUGAAGAAGAAAUGCAGCACAUGGGGGUCAAGAACGACUCAGAUCUCUAUAAACCAACUCGUGAGUGGACACACGGAGCUAAACGCCUACAAAAACUGGAUUGACCCCACGGAGACACCAAACUGUAGCACAUGCGGUACAAGGGAAAAUAUAGACCAUUACAUGUAUGAAUGCCCAAAAUAUGAGAACACCAGACAACAUCUAAUGAAAGAAAUUGACAACAUAUAUGAAGACUACGGAAUCCCUCAACAAGAAAGAACGAUGGAUGUUGUAUCCCUAGCAGGAAUGCGAAGCGACCUGACGAACGAAGCAAACAAAAGGAUGUAUUUGGCGUUCACCAAAUACAUUGAAGACACGAGAAGGUUCGCCGAGCAGGUCUAGAACACCCCAAACACGCAUAUGCAAAGCACCAGUGUACAAGCACCAGCGAGGUCAACAAAUCCAAGAGCACCCAGCAG